Messenger RNA from Podarcis lilfordi (Lilford's wall lizard), 339 nucleotides. The record is from the annotation of a GenBank genome assembly. NCBI's taxonomy places the organism in Eukaryota, Metazoa, Chordata, Lepidosauria, Squamata, Lacertidae.
AUGGCCCUCUGCGAAUACAACAGCUGCAGCUCUGCCCUCUGUGGGAUCAACACAUCCUGCGUCUCGCAGAUCCCGCCUUCGGAAGUGGUGAUCCAGCCUCCCUCAUUUACGCUGACCAUCCCGGGACCCAUCCUCUCUGCCAGCAAUGACCAGGUGGCCGUAGCACAAAAUGCUCCAUGCGCCACUGGAUAUGGAGGGUAUUGUGGUUACGGGGGAUAUGGAUCUGGCUAUGGCUGUGGAUAUGGAUAUGGAUAUGGAAGAAGAUCCCGUUAUGGGUAUCCUUGUUCUUAUCCCGGUUAUUCCCGACGAUGCAGCUACAGCAGCUGUGGACCGUGUUAA